UCCAGGAUUCACUGAGCUGUGUGUUCUGUCCCAGGCUGGAGAGAGUGGCACUGCUCCUCUGUAAAGCACACUGUCAGCUAAACGAACGAGUGUCUCACAGCUCCAGCACCCGAGCUAAUUAGCAACAUCUCUGCCUGACCUAUCCAGCACAGUUUACUGAAGGGAAAUAUCAGGACGAUAAUGACCUAAGAGUUGUCUCUUUGCAGAUAUUUGAAAUUCCACAGAAAUACUGUGGAAUACAGAACUCUGAAUUGAGUCUAUUCCAAUGCAUUUGUGGACAAUGUGGAAACACCAGUUGUUACUGUAUGCCCUCUUGGGUAUAACAGUGUUUGGCCUAUUCCCAAAACUUGAAGCUCAGGAUGCCCCCGCGCCAGCUGACCUUGUACUCUUAAUUGAUGGAUCAGAGAGCAUUGGAGCUGCCAACUUCCCCCACAUCCGUGAUUUGGCUGUCCGAUUGAUUGAUGGGCUUGCCGUGGGCAAGGAUACAAUCCGUGUAGCCCUUGCACUUUAUGGUGCCGACCCUGAGAUUCAAUUCUAUCUCAAUAGCUAUGACAACAAAGAGAACAUCCUCAGUGCUAUCCAGGGGCUUAAAUACCCUGGUGGGGAUGAGGCAAAUCUGGGGGCAGCCUUGGUGGAGGUGGCAGAAAGUCUGUUGGGCUCAGAUGCAGGGGGCAGGGCAGAGGAAGGGGUGCCCCAGGCACUGGUGGUGAUCAGUGCUGGGCAGUCCACUGAUGAUGUCAGUCAGGGCGAAAGGGCCCUAAAGCUGGCCAGUGUGUACACCUUUGGCAUUGCUGUAGGUGAUUCUGCCACUACUGCCCAACUGGAAGCUAUUGCUACAGAUAAAAGCUUUGUUCUGUCCGCCCCUGAUGUCAGUACAGUGGCAAGCAUGGGUGACCAGAUACUACCGUACAUUAAUGGUGUUGCCCAGCGCAACAUUGUGAUUGAAACAGAAAUAACAGAAGCUUUGGCUGUUGGGAGUAGAGAUGUAAUUUUCCUCAUUGACAGCAGUAUGGGUAACACCUUCCUCAAUGCAGUCCGAGAAUUCAUCAGAAAGUUUAUUGACACCAUGCCAAUCGGCCCUGAUCAGGUGCAGGUCGGAGUGGCCAUGUUUUCCACUGCCCCAAGGAUGGAGAUCAACCUCAACUCAUACAGUUCAAAAGAAUCCCUAAUUUCUGCCCUUGCCAAAAUUAAACCCAAACCUGCGGUUGAAGUCAACAUUGGUUCUGCCCUGAAUUAUGUGAGGACCAGCAUGCUCAGUGCUGAGAGUGGGAGCCGCAUUCAAGAAGGAGUGCCACAGCUUGUGUUGCUACUGACCAGUAAAAAAUCCAAAGACAGUGUCCAACAGCCAGCUGAAGAACUUCGUCGAAUGGGUGUUCUGACUUUGGCUGUGGGCUCCAGGGCUGCUGAUGAGGCUGAGCUCAGGCAAAUAGCUUUCGAUGAUAGUGUGGUUUUCAUGCUUAAGGACUUCAGGGCAUUGCAGCGUAACCCUGGAGAAAUUGUCUCCCCUCUUUCUACAUUGUCUGGUGUUGUUGUGCCAGAGGGUCCAACAGAAACAGGCCCCUUUGUGGAUGUUACUACAGUCCAGACCCAAAAAGUUGUCAGAGACAUUGUCUUCUUAGUGGAUGGAUCAAGCUAUGUUGGAAAUGCCAACCUGCAACCUGUGCAGGACUUCAUCUCUAGCGUGGUGAACAGAUUAGACAUCCGACCUGAGCGAGUGCGCAUUGGCCUAAUGCAGUUUGCUGAGGGACAGCGAACAGAGUUUCAUUUGAACACUCACAACACCAAACAGGAAGUGCUCUCAAGCAUUGCUCAACUGCGACUGAUGGGAGGACGUGUAUUGAACACUGGUGCAGCCCUACAAUAUGCCCUUGCCAACCACUUCCAGCCUUCAGUUGGGUCUCGUAGGCGGCAGGGGGUCCAGCAGGUACUGGUGCUGAUAACAGGAGGUCCAUCUCAAGAUGAGGUCAAGAGGGUUGCAGACCGUGUAGCUUUAGAUAAAGUUUUGACUUUUGCUGUUGGAGCUGGCCAAGUGGAAGAGAAUUUCCUGAAAACAGUGGCUUUUGUAGAAAAUUUGGCAUACUACAGAAAGAAUUUUGCUGACUUGUCAAGUGUUGUUGACCAGAUUAUGACACCGCUUAUCACUGUUGUUGGGGAGACUGAUACAAUAGAUUCAGAUAUUGAAAUAGUUUCACCACCCUCUGGCGUUGAAAGGGAUGUUGCAUUCUUGAUUGAUGGCUCUGAUAAUGUCAGAAGUGACUUCCCCUAUAUCCGUGACUUCAUUUCCAAAGUCAUUGAGCCUCUUGACAUAGGAGUUGAUAAAGUGCGAGUUGCUGUGGUCCAGCAUAGUGAGAGACCAAGCCCUAGCUUCUACCUGAACACUUACCAAACCAAAGAAGAGGUGCUAAGGGCUGUAAAUGGACUCAGUCUGGCUGGUGGUAGAAGUCUGAACACUGGUGCUGCCCUGACUUUCAUGAAAAACAACAUCUUAUCACCAGAAUAUGGCAGUCGAGCUGCCCAAAAUGUCCCUCAGUUUUUGAUUGUUUUGACUGGAGGGAGAUCAAGAGAUAGUGUCAGGGAACCUGCAGUUGCCCUAAAGACUGAUGGAGUGGUGCCUUUUGGUGUCGGAGUAAGAAAUGCAGACCCUAAACAGAUUGAGGACAUUUCUCACAAUCCAUCAUUUGCUUUCAAUGUGAAGGAAUUCAGCAUGCUCAACACAGUGGAACAAAAGCUUAAGAACUAUGUGAGUCUUCCAAAGGCAGACCUGAAUAUCAUUCUACAGCAAGUUGAUUCCAAAGACAUAGCAAAAGAUGUUGUGUUCCUAUUGGAUGGUUCUGAUGGUACUAAAAGUGGAUUCCAUGCAGUAUGUGAUUUUGUUCAAAGUGUUGUUGAGAAACUUAAUGUGGAGGAGAGCAAAUACAGAGUAUCUGUGGUUCAGUACAGUGACAAUCCAGAGGUUGACUUCUAUCUCAAAACUUACUCAACAAAGGCAGAGGUUGUAAAUGCCAUAAAAUUUCUGAAACACAAAGGUGGAAAAGUUGCUAACACUGGAGCAGCCCUCCAGUUUGUGAGGCACCAGGUUUUUACUUCUUCUUCUGGGAGUAGACGACUUCAUGGUAUUCCUCAAGUACUAAUUUUGUUGAAUAGUAGGCCAUCUAAUGAUGAAGUAAGAGGACCUGCCAUGGCCCUUAAAGAUCUUGGAAUAAUGACAAUGAGCAUUGGUGUGGAAAAUGCAGAUCCAAUUGAACUGAAAACAAUUUCACAUAAAUCCCAAUUGACACACUAUAUCACUAGAUUUGAUGACCUUCCUUUAUUUGAGCCACAACUAGUUUCAACACUCAAGAACAUCACAAAAGAAUCUGGAGAAAUUUCAAACACAGGAGUUCCAGACUCAUCAGUUGAAUUAGAUGCAGCUCAAAGAGACAUUGUCUUUCUCCUGGAUGGGUCUGAUGAUACAAGGGAUUCUUUUAAACACAUGUGUCGGUUUGUUCAAAGAGUGGUGGACAAACUCAAUAUUGGACAGAGCAGCGACAGAGUGUCUGUGGCCCAGUACAGCAGAGAGCCACAGGUACAUUUUUACCUGAACACACAUGCCACAAAGCAAGACUUUCUCAAUUCAAUUGAGAGUCUGCAGCACCAGGGAGGAAGUCCCCUCAACACAGGGAGAGCCCUUGACUAUAUAAAAAACAACGUGUUCAUUGCCUUUUCUGGGAGCAGAAUGCUGGAGGGGGUUCCUCAAAUUCUUGUUCUUGUGACUGGAGGAAGGUCUCAGGAUGAUGUUAGAGCUCCUGCUGCUGCUCUGAAACAGGACCAUGUAGUACCAUUCAGUAUUGGCACCCAAAAUGCAGACAUUAUUCAGCUCCAGACGAUCUCAUAUACCCCUGGCCAUACCCUUACUGUCCCUCAGUUUGAUGACCUUCAAACCAUUGAGCAGAAACUGAUAUCAUAUAUAAAAAGAGUGCCUCGUCAGCCCAGGAGGCCUCAACCAACUACGAUAGCUGCCAACAAUGACUCCUCAAGUCUCUGAAUCUGUCAAAAGGGAUAUUGCAUUUCUUAUUGAUGGAUCUGAAGAUUCUAGAAUUGGAUUUGAGUCAAUUCGCAGUUUUAUCCAAACAUUAGUUGAGAGUCUAAAUAUUGAGGAAGAUCUUGAUAGGGUGGCUGUU
Messenger RNA from Myxocyprinus asiaticus (Chinese sucker), 4160 nucleotides. RefSeq names its product collagen alpha-3(VI) chain. Bases 266 to 4024 code for a protein of 1252 amino acids. NCBI's taxonomy places the organism in Eukaryota, Metazoa, Chordata, Actinopteri, Cypriniformes, Catostomidae. The transcript has 10 exons. The record is from RefSeq and is a predicted model, not a curated record.